Pyricularia pennisetigena is the source of this 3666-nucleotide messenger RNA. RefSeq lists its product as uncharacterized. The record is from RefSeq and is a predicted model, not a curated record. The annotation marks the transcript as partial. The transcript has 4 exons. Lineage: Eukaryota; Fungi; Ascomycota; Sordariomycetes; Magnaporthales; Pyriculariaceae. Gene Ontology annotation, biological process: maturation of 5.8S rRNA from tricistronic rRNA transcript (SSU-rRNA, 5.8S rRNA, LSU-rRNA); maturation of LSU-rRNA from tricistronic rRNA transcript (SSU-rRNA, 5.8S rRNA, LSU-rRNA). Gene Ontology annotation, cellular component: nucleolus.
CGUGAUGAGGAUGAAGUUCAGUUACGUUUGGGUGAGUUGAGGCAACGAUGUGACCUCGCGCACUUAGAAGAUGACGGAACUGCGAAAAAGGUGGGUGGCGGGGUGCGAUCAAGCGGGACCUGCCAACCAGCGGGUUCUCCUCGCCAAUCGAUAGGCAGGCCGACUCCACUAUUCGGCGGCAGUAACUUCCGACCGCCUAAAUUAUUCGUUAUGAUUGCGGUUGAAGCAAUGGGGAAACGAGUGUCUCAGGGGCCUUCGCUCGGUAACGAGUCUCGCAAGCGCCAGAAAGUGGUGCACGAGGUUCCCACAUCUGAGGAAGUUCACUCGGCAAGACAGCUCAUUCAACUCCUCUAUUGCGACCAGGACCUCAGCAAAGCCAGACAUGGCCUUCAGUCUUUCAAGCUCCUGCUUGAUCACUUGACCCUCCCCGAAACGCCCGAAAACUCCCAGCACUGGGCAAUCCUCAGACAGUUUCUGGACGCAUCUGCCCCCAGAGAUGCGCAAGAUGCCGAUGCCGUCUUUGUCCCGGACAUCAUGGCCACAUGGGCUCUUGCGGCGCAGGCAGGAAACGAUGAGGUGCUGUCUUCAGUGGCUGUGGUUCUUGCGCUCCUCGUCAAGAUUCUCAGCCAAGUUCUGGAUCUGAGGUCGCACGGGCUUGGGAUUUGCAGAACCCUGCUGCAGAGGAAGCAGCUUGAACUCCUCGCCAAAAACUUGUCCGCAGAAAAGUCCAAAAGUUUUAUUAUCUCCCCAACGCUCCGCAUGAUCCGCGAAGCCGUGUCCUUUGACGGAGGGCUCCUGGCCAGCGCAUUCUUUCGCGCUAGGAAAUUCACAUACCACUCGUUUUCGAGAAACAUGCGCAUCAAGUUCCUCGGUGAUGGGGUUGAAGACCGCAAACGAUCUUCGACUAGGACCUGCGCCAUCCGCCUGUUGAUAAGCACGUUGAGGUUCCUGCCCUGGGAAGCAAAGAGAGAGCUACUGUACGAGCGAGAUCUCGCUGCAGCUCUCACCAGUUCGAUUAAAGAUGAUCCUCAUUAUUUGGUCUUAGAGGUUCUGGAUGGAUUGAAGAGCCACGUCCUGCUAGACAAGAAACUCCCGGCUGAGACCAAGGGUCGGCUGCUCAACUCCACUACGCUGCCGCGCUUCGCAUUGCUCUACUCCUACAGUCACUCUGAUUCAGCCCAGUCGCGACCAGUCGAUGAUGCAGUUCACGAUUUUUUGAUGGCUGCAUGCACAACCCCGGGUGCUGGAGUCCUCAGGUCGGAUUCUGGACUGUAUCCCAAGGGUAUAAACGUGAUCGCCAGUCAUAUGCGCGGUUCGACCUUUGAACGCAAUAUAGGCCUGGGCCGUAUCGUGUGGAUGGAUAAGUUCGCGGACGAAAUUCCUGUUCAUAACAGCACCCUUUCGGAAUUUGUCAGGACUCUUCGCCCCUGGACCAGCACAAAGCAGAGCGAACUCCUCGUGAGCAUCCUGAAAGCUGCCCCGGAACUAAUCGCAGAUUACUUUAUGAACAAGAAAGAUUUCUCGUUUGAGCCAAAACUGUCUGCAACUUGGAUAGGCUAUGCUGCGCUGAUGUACAGCACUAUGCAGUUGGAUCUACCACCGUUUUUCGGACAAAAGGACGAAUAUGCCUCAGUGCCACCACCGAUAUCUAUCAUCCUCGACAACAUUCUUCCAUUAACGCUAAACCAGAAGGUCCUCUGCAAAUGUUUAUCACACGACAUAAAGCUUAUCUCGUUCUUUGCCACUCGGAUCCUUGUGGUCGCUUUGCAAAAACUUGAAGUCGCGCUAAGGAUGAUGAAGGAAGCCUCGCUGGCCGCAGGUCCCGUGUGGUCUGAAGCAUCCCGAAGGCUUAUGGAAGAAUUCAUGCAGAGAUGUCCCAGCUUAAGCUAUGUCACCACGAACUUUCGGCGGAUUCCCGAGGAAGACUCCUUGUCGCGCGAGGCAGCCAGUCGCCUUUUGCGACUCUACUAUCACAUCGUUCCCCAAAUCGCCUUGGCAGCCAAGUUUGACGUUUCACCCCUACUGGUGAACGCCAUAAGAAGACUUGACAGCAAUAAAGAUUCGGAUCAAAACGAGACACUCUCGCUGAUGGAACUCGAAAACCUUGUCGUAAUAGCCAAGUCUUCGCCUGGAAUGCGGUGGUUCGCCAAAGCCGAGCAACUAUCAGUCUCUCCUUUUACUGCGUUAUUGAGGGUCUGUGUCAAUGCACCCGCGAAUGUUCCUCUUGGGCCGCUGGAGGAUGUCUUGACGUUUGUCGCAGAUGAGCACGAUAUUUUCCUGCCAGCAUCAGAAGGUUUUAGGCCUUGCCAUCUGUUGAUUGUUUUGAAAACCUUGAAUGAUCGAGUCGACCUAGUGACCGCCGAUGCGUUCUGGGCUUUCCUUGACAACUGCUUACAUCGCUGCUCUGCCUCACCAAUUCGAUAUCUGGAAUCGGUUCAGGAACUAGCCCCAAACACAAGGACUGGGCCCUUGACGGCCACCAUACACGAGCAAAUCCCAUUUACCGUUGCUUUGGAUUCAGCAACAGUUGGCAUAGUCAAAGAUUUCGUCAGCGUCUAUACCACCGUCGCACGCAUUCUCAAGGAGCAUAAGCAUUUGCUCAAGACUCUCCAGAAAGCCGUGGGCGCACGGUUUGAUGAUGCUCUCCUCGAUGAUUCAACCUUCAAAAAGACGCUGAAACAAGAAAAGCGCACUCACUUGUCGUCUCAUCACACCACCGCGGCCGAAACCAGGGAGCCGAGUUCCGGUACAGGUGGAGAUUCCGAGGGAGAGGGACUGAUGCGUUUGGUUAGCGGAUUGGAUCCUGCAGAGCCGGACAACUCAGCACUGGUCAAAUGGACGUCACAGAGUGUGGAUGACAUUGUGGAGGAAGGAUUCGCCACGGCGCUUAUUACGCUGUUGGUAUCUGAGCAUGUUAGCAUAAGGAAAGAGGCCCUCACAAACAUUUUGAAAAUGGCAGAGAAGGUCAAGCAAUCAACGUACGAGGAAAGAGAGCAGAUCUGGCUGCUCCUAGUCGAGUUGGCCGAAUCAUGCAGGGAGACCGUUGAUACGGGACCGGUCCCCGGACAUAUCGUCGCAUUUGCGUGCCGGGCACUGGACGUGCUCAAAAAUCCGUUGCAUUGUCUCUAUGACAAAGUCAACGUUUUCCUCACCCGCGGGCCUCAGUGGACGCUCGAUAGGUUUCCUCUCCUGUAUGAUGUACUCCAGGAAGCCCCAAGCCGAGAUGAUUCGUACUAUGCGGCGGUAGCAUGGCUUCUGGGCUAUCUGCUAGAAAGCCUUCGGACGCCCGCCGACCUUGCCCUCUUCCACAAACGGAGGGUAUACGAGCGCAUCUUGUCUCUAGCGAGCAAUUGUUACAUGCGCACACCGUUGCGCUCAGUCUUGUUGAAGAUCCUAUACCGUACUACAAGUUUAGAAGGGGGAAGCACCACACUGAUCACAAGGUUUGGGAUCAUAUCUUGGCUGGAAGCACAGCAGUCGAAGCGACCAUCAAAAGCCGAGUCUAAUAUGCUGAAGGCGCUGGAAAGAAGGCUCUGGGAGACAUGCGACCAGAGUCGUAUCGAUGAGUGGAGCAGGAAAGGCAUUGGAUUGACUAUUCAGCAAAGAUUUAAGACAAAGUCUGGUGCUGACGAUUGUCUGAGUCCAUUUGGUGCUUGGGUAAACUAA